Xenopus laevis (African clawed frog) is the source of this 1078-nucleotide messenger RNA. It is a transcript of the gene cdca9.S, whose product is annotated as cell division cycle associated 9 S homeolog. Gene Ontology annotation, biological process: mitotic sister chromatid segregation. The record is from RefSeq and is marked provisional. NCBI's taxonomy places the organism in Eukaryota, Metazoa, Chordata, Amphibia, Anura, Pipidae. Gene Ontology annotation, cellular component: chromosome passenger complex; nucleus; spindle midzone.
AAAACCCACAUGGACAUAUUUUGAGGUCUGCUCUUGCCUGUUAGGAAAAAUGCCGCCCAAGAGGAACAGAAAUCGCUUAGGAACUCGGGGUGAGGGAAGUGGGGACUCUGGGGUUGGGAUGUUUGAAAGGAAUGAUGCAGUUCAGGAGCAUAAGAAAGAGAAGAUCAGACUGUUCAUGCAGGACUUUGUGCAACAAGGAAAAGACAGACUGGCAGAACUAAAGAAAGAUCUGGAAUCUUUGAGCACUACAGCAGAUAAAGCUUUGGAAGUGGAGCUCUUGAAGAUGCCCCUGGCUAUCCGACACAUGAAAGUCCAAGACUAUCUUAGCUUAAUGGGAGGUGACAAGAGUGCUGUUGCCGCAGCUGCCGUGAAGCUUGACUGUUCAGUUGAUGAACUAUCCGAGCCAAAACUAGUCCGAAAAAACAGUAAGAAGGUUAAGGUCACCACAAAUGUAGAAUAUCAGGAUGAUGUGAGAACAAAAGUGAUGACAACCAGCGCAAAGAACAGGACUGUACAAAAGGUGCCAAAAAGCAAAUCUAUGCUUUCACUUACUGGUAAAAAUGGCAAGAAAACUACUGCUCUAACCAGGUCUGUAUCUGCCACACCUUUAGACAAAGCUUCUAAAAAGCUAUUGGUAACCAAUUCAUCCAGCAAACCAGCCCAGCGGUCCUCAAGAACAGCGAUGACUCCACUAACUCGUUCUGCCCGGAGUGAUACAAUGUUCACCUUUGGAGACGGUGCUUUUUUGGAUGAAGGUGUCCCGUUUGUCAAGAUACCACUGGCUGAUGGGAAGACUGUCUUUUCAGCAGGAGAUGAUUUGGACAGUCUAAAUGUGGAGCUACUGAGAGGAGAUACAGUGCAGCACAUUCACAACCUAGUGGGCCAGCUAACCAGCCUAUGUGCAAAAGCUUCCAUUCAGCACCACGGGAAUACCCUCUGACUUUGACUUAUGGAAUCUUUGUAUGUUUGUCUCCAGCCACAAAUUCUGUAAAGUAUUAAUGUCUGCUUUUUGUUUUUGUACUUUUUAUCUGUAAUGGCUUUGUGUACUAAUAAACACUUUAAAUGGAUUCUGUCACAA